This is a messenger RNA of Aspergillus neoniger CBS 115656, 1968 nucleotides long. Its product is annotated as RNA polymerase II-binding domain-containing protein. The record is from RefSeq and is a predicted model, not a curated record. The transcript has 3 exons. Bases 1 to 1872 code for a protein of 623 amino acids. Gene Ontology annotation, cellular component: perinuclear region of cytoplasm. Lineage: Eukaryota; Fungi; Ascomycota; Eurotiomycetes; Eurotiales; Aspergillaceae. Gene Ontology annotation, biological process: intracellular calcium ion homeostasis.
AUGGUGUCUACACCACGUGUUCAACAGCCGUGUAGAGUCCCGGAGCUCCGCCAUCUCCGCCUCAGGAUCCAGCAUAUCGGUGCCUCACUUGCCUCUGCUUCACAAUCUCACUCAUUCCCAACAACAACACGCCCAGCAAUGGCAUCCCAUCAACUCGCCAUUGCAAAGGCCUCCUUCUCCGCAGGACUCUUACGUCCAGACCCGACGUCCGUCGCGCGCGACGAAAUCACAGCCUUUCACACCAGCCUAGACCGGGCGCUAUCGCAUUGCACCCCGGCAAACAUCCAGACCUGCAAACAAUGGCUCCUGGAUUACGUCGUCUCGUCAGGUAACCGCGUAGGCGGAUGGGCCAAAUACCUAGCUGCGUUGUCUGGAUCAUUCGAAACAUCAUCCACACCAUCGCCGGCCGAGAGUGGUGGGAAACGGUCGACAUCGACAUCUGGCAAGCGGAAACGCCUCCAUAUCCUAUAUUUGCUGAAUGAUGUGCUGCACCAUACGAAAUACCACCUGGAUACGAGCGCCGCGUUCAGCACUUUGAGCGGAUCGCUGCAACCGCAUGUGGUCGAGCUGUUGGGCUACGCGGCGUCGUAUGAUCGCGAAAAGAACCCGAAGCACCAUCGUCGGUUGGAUGAGUUGCUGGAUAUCUGGGAGGAGAAUCGCUAUUACGGCAGUGAUUAUGUGAAUAAGCUACGGGAGGUGGUAAAGAAUGCUUCGGUGUCGGGUCCGGUCAAGACGUCGCUGAGUGUCGAGGAGAGUAAUUUGGAUUUCGCGGGAGCUGGUGCGAAACCAAUGCCCUCGGGCAAGGAUGUCCCGUUCGUUAUGCCGGCUACGCAUGGUGAUCCGUCUAUGCCGUACUACGAUCUACCUGCGGGAAACCUCGUUCCACAUAUUAUCCCGGAUUCGACGGUGCCGCUGCGACCGGACACAAUCAAGCCGCUGCAGUUCUUGGCUGGGCCGGCGGACGAGAAUCUUGUCGUGGCGCUGAAGAAGUUCAUGAAGGACGUGGAUCGGAUAUAUGGGACUGGAGAGCCGGAACACGAAGAGGACGAGGUGGUGGAUAUCGAUGAUCUUGGCCAGGUGGUCGUCCGCGAUGCCGACGGUGAGGUAGUCGAGGGAGAAACAUACUACGGAUGGUCACGAUCAUUCUGCCAACAGAUGAAGAAGCGCCAGGCAAAGGGAGACAUGAGUCGCAGCCGGAGCCGCAGUCGCAGCCCCGUUAAGCGGCGACGAUACAGCGACAGUGCCAGCGACUGGAGUUCGCGCUCACGAUCACGAACUCGUUCACCGCAACGCAGAUCACGCCGGCGUGAUUCCCGAUCCCGAACACGAUCUCCGUACCGACCUCGCAGUGCAUCCCGAUCCAAGUCGCGGGAGCGAUCCAAAUCCUAUUCUCCACGUCCGCCAGCUCCCCGAUCCAUCCCUCCUCCGCCUGAAUACCAUCAUCAUCAACAACAACCUCAAUAUCCACCACCACACAAUGCAUACGGCAAUGCAGCACCGCCGCCCCCUCCGGCUCCGGUAGGAUAUCAUGCACCACCACGGCCGCCACCACAAAUGGGGUAUCCCCCGGCCGGCGGCGUACCACCGCAUUUCGCUUUCCCGCCGGGAGGACCGGCCCCGCCUCCGCCUCCGCCACCGAACUAUCAGGGUGCUUGGCCGCCGCCGCCGCCGCCUCCGAUGAACCUCGGGGCGGCACCUCCACCGCCGCAUGCUCCGCAUCAAGGUUCACAUUUCCCACCGCCAUACGGACAGGGUCAGUAUGUGCAGCAGAUGCCACCGGGGUCGUAUCAUUUCCCUCCUCAUCCAGGAAGUCAUCCCGGAAGGGGAGGAUGGUAUGGUGGAGGAGGGGGAAGAGGACAGGGAUGGCGCUGAUAUCACAAGAUUGCUUGUACUAUACUGACUGAUACAACACUACAUUAUGCCAUAUGCCAUAUAUCAUUAAUGAACGACAGAUAACAGUCGAUUAAC